Ooceraea biroi (clonal raider ant) is the source of this 3459-nucleotide messenger RNA. RefSeq names its product trafficking protein particle complex subunit 11 gry (gene gry). The record is from RefSeq and is a predicted model, not a curated record. Gene Ontology annotation, cellular component: cytoplasm. NCBI's taxonomy places the organism in Eukaryota, Metazoa, Arthropoda, Insecta, Hymenoptera, Formicidae.
AUGUUCGAGUUGCCGGCAGAACUGACAGCUAAGCCUUUAGCGCUGAUAGGCUUGACUGGUCUCGACAUUUCAAAUCCGGUACAUCGCUCUAUCUGGGAUGCGUUCAGCAAUAAUCGUAGGCCGGAUUGCGCAGCUGUUCAGUUCAAACUGCUUAGCUUGUCGCACGAGUUUCCUACCGUUAAACCAAAGCGUAGCUCGUACGAAUGGUACAUACCCAAAGGAAUCUUGAAAAGGAACUGGAUGAACAAAUAUCUCAAUGAUAUUCCAUCUGUAGUUGUUGUAUUCUAUGAAUUAGAUUGGAAUGAUCCUCUGUGGAACGAGAAAAAGAUGGAAUGCGCGUCUAGAGUGCAAUCUUUAAGAGCUGCCCUCGAUGGAAGAAGUACAAAAAUAGCUGUAGUAUUGAUACAACACGCUGUUCAACCACUCCCUGGCGCCGAAGAUGUGGUCACAACUGAACGUGCGACAGCACUCUGCGGAGCCUGUGAUUUAACAGCAAAGUUUUUGUACAUUCUGCCACACGCUGACCAUUUAUUAGGAUAUAUAUCUAGGCUAGAGACGGCAUUCUAUGACUUGGCGCAAAAUUUCUAUCAUCACGAGUAUCGGAAUAUUAAAAGCCAUCGGGAUCAACUCACGAAAAAUGUACACCAAUACUUGUUUGUUCGUCAUCAGUUCAAGAUGGCAUUCUUGAAUGAGCUCAAACAGGAUUUGAAUCUAGCUCAGAAGCAUUACAUACAAGCUUACCACAACUUGUUCGAAACAAGAAUGACGGACGCGAACGCAGUGGAGAUAAAGACCAUUGCCGGCUUUGUAAAUUACAAGUUGUGCAGGAUAAUGUUUAGCUUAAAUCUACCGAAGGACGCCAUCUCUCAGUUUAGACUUCACACAGAAAGAUUUAAGCUAAAAACUGGCCCAAAGGAGCUCAUGUUCGAGCAUCACGCUUGGAUGAGCAGCCAAUUUUCGACGUUCGCCGAACUGUUCGACGAGGCUAUUCGUCAAGGAUUACCUGCCGUACAGACGCAACAUCCAGGAUAUUAUUUUCAGCUGGCUGCCAAUCACGCAGGCUUACGACAAUCCGCAUGUAAAGAGCUCUGUCAGAAUGUACAUAGUUAUCCAGAUCCAGAUCCGCUGUUAGGUGAGGAGAAACUUGAAUUUUACGGGCAACGGCCGUGGCGGCCUGGCAAGCUAAGCGCGGAGCCUGCGGACACGGCCAAGGAGGCCGUUGGCAUACAGGCUCUGCAAUAUAGGGAGAAAACUACGGUUAAUCAUUCCAUAAUAAUUAUAGGCUUACUGGGAAAUGCCAUAUCGCAAUUCAAAGUAUACCGUUGCCCGAGAAUGCGGCGUUUAUUGGUUGUGCAGAUGGCCGAGGAGUACUUUAAUUCUCGGGAUUACGGCAAGGUUUUGACAUUGUUGAUGCACAUGUUGUGGGAGUAUCACGGGGAACGGUGGCCGGUCUUGCUCACGGACAUCCUGAGGAACGCGCUGCGAGCUGCAUACUUGUCAACCAGUAUUCAGGACUAUCUCACUUUAGCCCUCGAUGCUUUAGGCUCGUCCACUACAUUCACGGAGGAACGACAAGCCGCUAUUUACAAUAACAUUAUGAACAUAUUGCAGAAAAAGCCACCAAAUCCGGAGCCAGACUUGCCGGACGAUGUUAUGCACCUCGCGAUGGAAAAGUGGGCAUCGGAACUGAAUCGUCCGGAGCCGAGUGUUUUUACGAUCGAUGACAAUAAUAUGACAUCGUUCGUUGACGUUAAGGCGCGGUUCUUGCAGCGAACGUACACAGUGAACACAAUGAUAACGGUGGAGGUUGUCAUAAGGAACUCGUACUGCGGCACCAUAGCGUUCUCCAACGUGUCAGUAACAGUCAGCGGCCCGGGUUACAAUACCGAAGUGCCAGUCAACGCUCAGCAGUCCGAUCUCGUCUUCCAAGCGAAGGAGAUGAAGAAGUUUUACCUCAGCUUUAAGACUCAUCAGAACGACGGCGUAGAGAUUCGCAUCAGCACGGUUUCGCUGCAGAUGGGCGACAACGCGCGCUGCUGUAUCGUGUUGCGCCUCUCAGCCAUGGGCAGGGAAACGAAUCUGUUGGAUCGUCUCUAUCCCGAGAUCCAACAACUUCGCGGGGGUGAUUUCGAGGCGAUAAAGCCAUUGAUUCACGCGGAGAUCAAGCAGGAAGAAUCCAACGUGAACUUGAACGCGGAAUCUAACAAUCCGGCGCUUCUAGGCGAAUGGCUGCCCGUCACGAUAUCGCUAACAGCUAACGAGAGUGUUACCGCGGUCUGCUUACACGUGAUACUCGUGUCGGACGGUAACGAGCUAUCGACCGAGUUGAGCGUAAACAUGCUCAGUAAGGAGUCCAAAGUGUCAAUCCUAGUUGGCGAUAUGGAGAAAAGCUGCUCGGCUAAGCACACUGUGUACAUUCGUGCGCACAAAAUAGGCGACAGAAAUAUAUUAAUAAAGGCGGACUAUUCUAGACCUGAACAAAUUAGAGGAAGCAAAGAAUUAACAUAUUCAUUGGCGGUGAAGAAACCGUUCGAAAUCGCGACGCAAUUCUACACCACGCUGUUCGAGCCACUUACGAAGGGAUUCGUCAAUGAGCCCUUUAUCAUUAUGCCUCACAUCACGUGCGUUUCCCCGUGGCCUAUAAAUAUUUUAAGCACAUCCGUAGAGCUGGCAGACUCCAUUCAAAGGGAGGGCAGCCCCGACGAUCAGGAAUCUAUCCUAGCGGGUGUUACGCUCUGCGACGGCGAGACGGGGACCGACGCGUACUGCCUGAUACCGAAAACGGGCGGUGAACAGCCGAUCAGCACUGGAAUAUACACUGUCAAAUGGAGAAGGGCGAACGACGAGAGUGCACUGGAAACCAGCAGUAGCGUGACUCUGGCUCCUCUGUGGGUGGAGAAUGCGGUGAUCGGGUUGGAGGCUAAAAUGCCGGCCCACGGAUGGGUCCGCACGCCGUUUUGUAUAUCGUACUUCAUAAAGAAUCAUUCGGAUUACCUCAUCACGCUACGCUUGGCCAUGGAAGGCAGCGACGCCUUCAUGUUCGCCGGGCAGAAGCAGAUCGACAUUUACGUACUGCCGAAAAAUGUUCGGAGAGUCGAUUGGGUCUUGCGACCGCUGGUCGCCGGUUUCGUUGCCCUUCCGACGUUAUCGCUAACCGUACCUGCAGAUGAGGAACACAAGCUGGGCAAAGGACGAUUGUCAGAGAUGGUGGAGCGUUCGCUGCCGAGCCACAUAUACAUACUGCCGAAAUCGCAGUCCUUCGGAGAAUGAGCGAACUCGUUUUUUUUUUUUUAAAGAAGAAAGUAUUAUAUAUCUCCUCAUCAACCUGAUACAUGAUAUAUUAUACUAAUUGAGCGUGACACAGGAAUUUUGCACAGGAAAAUGACUAGAUAAAAAUAACAGACAUGUGUAUUUCAUAUUUAUUGGAGUCGUACGAAUAUAUAUAAACUUGUUGAACAU